Medioppia subpectinata is the source of this 609-nucleotide messenger RNA. The record is from the annotation of a GenBank genome assembly. Lineage: Eukaryota; Metazoa; Arthropoda; Arachnida; Sarcoptiformes; Oppiidae.
AUGAAUGCUGACACAGAAUCGACUCAUUCCUAUACCAAUAACAACAAUAAUGAGAAUAAAGACGACAGAAAGCGGUCGUCGGUAUCCGAUUACUGGAGGAAUCAUAACAAUUAUGUUAAUUAUAUGUACGCAAAGAAUCGUGAGUCCAAAUCCAACAAUGAGCCCUAUUUCUCAGAACCAAACAACAGCGAUGGAUAUGAAUCAAUGCAACCAAGUACUAUACAAAUAACUGCUUUACCAGCCGGGGGUUUUGGUGGCAAUGGUUUGGGCGCCGGAGGAUUAUUUCCAGGAGUCGGAGGAUUCGGCGGCGGAUUUGGCGGAGGCUUUGGAGGAUUCGGUGGAACCGAUGCUUUUGGAAAUCCCAUUCCAAUAACGCAACAAAAGUUUCCCGUAUUUGUCAUAAACAAAUCUAAAAGCGAUUCAAUCAAAUGGUUAUUACCGAUACUGUUUAUAUUGGGUUUACCAUUACUGUGUGGAUUGAUUCUGAUCCCAGUGGCUCUUCAGGGCAUUUUCUUCAUCAUGACUAUAAUCCGUAAUUUAGGAAUAUUGCUGCCAUUAAUUCCGGCCAUCACUGGAAAUGGAAACCCCAUAAUACCAGCGACUGGAUAG